AUGAUUCCUAGUAGAAUACUAUUCUCAAAGCUUGGGAAGACUUUACCCCUUGAGGAAUUCUUAUUCCAGAAACAACUUAAGUCAAUUUAUAAAGUGGUUUGUCGAGAAAUUUAUAAGAGUCAUGAAAAGAAUGAUUUAAUGGAAUUUAUGAGAUCAGAGUUCAAGUUAACUGGUAAUCAUGAUUUGACCUAUAGGAAGUAUUUAUUGAAUCAAGGUAUGGGGAGAAUCAACGAUAUGGCCAAUGUUAUGGGAAUGAACAUUAGAUUGUAG
This is a messenger RNA of Yamadazyma jaroonii, 270 nucleotides long. NCBI's taxonomy places the organism in Eukaryota, Fungi, Ascomycota, Pichiomycetes, Serinales, Debaryomycetaceae. The record is from the annotation of a GenBank genome assembly.